Messenger RNA from Entrophospora sp. SA101, 282 nucleotides. The record is from the annotation of a GenBank genome assembly. NCBI's taxonomy places the organism in Eukaryota, Fungi, Glomeromycota, Glomeromycetes, Entrophosporales, Entrophosporaceae.
AUGGCAUUCCAUCUUGCAGCUCGCUCAGGGCAUCACGAUAUGGUGGUUGUUUUAUUACAACUUGGUGCUGAUGUCAAUGCUAGAGGUGAAAAUGAUUGGACGCCACUUCAUGAAGCAAUUAGUCAAAAACAUUUAAAUAUUUGUUCUAUGCUUGUUACAGCUGGUGCCAAUGUAAAUUUGACAAAUGGCAAAGGACAAACUAUCAAAGACUUGGGAAUUGAGACUGGCUUAACGGAAAAACAGAUUGAAGAAUGUUUGGGUUGGUUUCGAUUAUCAUUUUAA